Copidosoma floridanum is the source of this 873-nucleotide messenger RNA. RefSeq names its product DNA (cytosine-5)-methyltransferase 3A-like. NCBI's taxonomy places the organism in Eukaryota, Metazoa, Arthropoda, Insecta, Hymenoptera, Encyrtidae. The record is from RefSeq and is a predicted model, not a curated record.
CUGUGCUACUGUAACCAAUCUCACAACCGCCAAUGGAAAAAAAAAAUUCGAGUUUUAUCUCUAUUCGACGGCAUCAGUACAGGUCUAGUUGCCCUCAAAAAUUUGAACUUUGAUGUUGACUGUUACUACAGUUCUGAGAUAGAUACAAAUGCUAUCAUGGUCAGUCAACAUAAUCACGGAGAUAAAGUUAUACAGCUUGGUGAUGUCCGGAAAAUUGAUGAGACAACAAUAAGGAAAAUCGUCCCAAUACAUCUCUUGCUCGGUGGCUCUCCCUGCAAUGAAUUGAGUUCGGCCAAUCCCAAACGUCGAGGUUUAGAUGAUUCCAAUGGCACUGGCAUACUGUUUUAUGAGUAUCAUCGGAUUUUAGAAUUAUUGAGGAAAUACUACAUGAGCUGCGAUUUUUUUUGGUUGUUUGAGAAUGUCUCUUCCAUGACAUCUGUUACAAGAGAUAAAAUCAGCAAAAUCUUGAAACAAGAUCCAUUGCUCGUGGACUCCGCUGAAUAUUCUACUCAACGGCGAAAGCGUUUGUUCUGGACAAACUUUAAAAAUGUAGAAACGAACAAAGAGGAAAGUCAACUUCAACAAAUUCUGGAUGAAAAUUUUGACCGCCAGGCUCUGGUUAGGACAUUAAAAACCAUUACAACCAGUUCAAUGUCACUGGCAAAAAAUAAAGUGGUUACAAUGAACGGCAAAAUUGAUUUCUUGUGGGUAACGGAAAUCGAAAAAAUCUUUUAUCUACCUCAACACUACACCGAUGUCGCAAAUCUUAAUAAGACUGCACGUUUGAAUCUUCUGGGAAAGGCCUGGUGCGUUAAAACAAUCAUGUUUUUUUUACGUACAGUACAAGAUGUGUUCGAGCGUAAGAUAAAAUAA